Molecule: messenger RNA, 2037 nt
Organism: Penicillium riverlandense
Lineage: Eukaryota; Fungi; Ascomycota; Eurotiomycetes; Eurotiales; Aspergillaceae
Exons: 1
Coding region: 1-2037 (678 amino acids)
Source: RefSeq, a predicted model, not a curated record
AUGCCCUACAUCGCCCGGGUUAAUGAGCUCCCCGAGAUAGCUGUCAGAGGUGGGCUCGUUGACCCUCGGGCUGAUCACCAGCAUUCUUUCAACAAACGGAUCUCUUGUCGGGAUGUGACCGACUUCAUUUCCAACACAGCGGAGGUCUCGCCUUUGGAAUUACGAGACAAAAAGGCUGCUGCUAGGCACAUGAGCGAUUCUCGAGCCAGGCUCUACAAGAUCCUCGCCCGUACGAAUGAGCUCAGCCGACCUUUGGCAGUCAAGUGUUCGGAUCAGCCCAUCUCCGACCUACUGCCAGGGCUGGUCGUUACGGGUGGUCUCAGUCGCUCGCCUGCUUUCGAUUGCCUGCCUGUCGUCUCCCAUUGGGGUGACCGUACCGACGAGUAUUCAGCAGAGGACCCUGCCGCCACCGUCCGUCUUUCUUCAACGUGGAAUACCAUCCAUGUGCGCGGAGAAGGUGCUACUAGGGAGUCCCCUCAUGGAGCUCCCUGCUGGUCGUUAAAGACUCAUGGCAUCGGUCCGGUGGAGCCUGGGUCGGGUAAAUUCUCUCAGCAAUACCUUGCUGAAACCGAUACGCUGACGACGACGGUUAACUUGGUGCGUCGCCCCGACACCGUUCAGACCCGAGGAGUACUUAGCGCCGCCGCAAGUGUCUCUUGGAUGCGCAACACGCGUGUUGCAGACGCCGUCGAUUGUGCAAUUGGGCUGCUGGCCGACGCCGCCAUUCUCUUGGAAGCCCGUGAUAAGGUGAUCACGACUAAAAGGACAGAGCGUCUGGACUUUGCAGAGGUGCGCGAGGUCGUGAUGCCCACGUGGUGCUCUGCCCGCAAGCCCCUGGCUCCGAAGCUGAGCGGCGUGGCGGAUUCGCCAGACAAAGUUACUGACGAGCUCUUCGCAACAGAGGCGUGUGAAGGUCCUCUAAUCAACACUAGCAUUUUCUCCAUGUCGAUGGGCUAUAACCGCGGCGUCUAUGGUGGAUCAAUUUCUGGCUUGUGGGCUAUCAUGGACUCGGCUUUUGUCCUUGAUUACUCUGUCGGCACUGAUAGCUCUGCGAUGGCGGACAGACUCUCUUUUGCUUUCGCGGAGGUGACUGCCUCUGCUGAAGCAUCCGCCUUCGCUGGCCCGCAUAUCGACGAUGUCCGAAUCGUCAAGGGCUGCAAUUAUGGAUGCCUACGCCAGAAGACCAUCAUCGAGGACGCCGACCCUGUCGAAUCCAGCCCGUGCAUGGUUGUAUGGAACGAUCUUGACCGACUUGCCCGUUACAAGCUCGCUGACGCCGUUUUCUGCCACGUCUAUUAUGAUUCGGGUGGCGGCGAGCAGAUGGCUGCUAUUGCCGGCCUUGGGUGCGUUGCGCACGACUGGAUCGAUCUCGGGCCUGAUAUUAUGUGCGGAGAAGUUAGUAACAUCAUCCCUUCUUUGACACGGGGUUCUUUGGAUGAGGAGCCACUGGCAGAGGUUUACUCGCGCUUGAUUGGCGCUAUGAUCUGGUACCGGAACAACGACCCUUACAACCCGGCAGCCCUCUGCCUUCUCUUCACACACUGGUGGCAGCUUUCCAACUGCCGACACAGGCCCGUCACCCUCCUUGGCCGGACGGACCUUGGUGUGGACGCUGCCAUCGCCCCCACAAUGCCAGAAGGAAGACCCGAACUGGAGCACUUCCGAGCGAGCGGUACUAGGAUCGAGCGCGGUGAGGGUCCUCUCUCCAGCGCGGAGGCGCGGCUCCAAAAUCUCCUUUCCUCUGGCAUCUUGCCGGAAACCCGUGCCGUCAUUGACCACCUGGUGAAUCCUGUUCUCGCUUACAUGAAAGGGGCUGAUACUCUACCCUCUGAGAGUGAAUACGUCGGGACCGUUCUCGCUGCCGAACUAGCUUACCCCCAUGGACAGAAGAUCAUGGAGUUAUGGGACCUUGCCAUCGUCAUGUGGGAGUGUGGAGCAAUGUGGGCGGCUGGAGUGGCAGGUCUUUGCUACACUCACAUCGGAAAGGCUAACUGUGACCGGGCUCGCCAUGACUUGGCUGACCAUACCUGGAGUUAA